AUGUUGAUAUUAGAUGAAGCUGAUGAAAUGCUUAAUCUUGGUUUUAAAGAACAAAUUUAUGAAGUUUAUCGUCAUUUACCACCUCAAACUCAAGUUAUUCUUGUUUCAGCAACAUUACCACAUGAAAUUCUUGAAAUCACAUCAAAAUUUAUGACAGAUCCCAUACGUAUAUUAGUUAAACGUGAUGAACUAACACUUGAAGGUAUAAAACAAUUUUUUGUUGCUGUCGAACGUGAAGAAUGGAAAUUUGAUACAUUAUGUGAUUUAUAUGAUACAUUAACAAUAACACAAGCUGUGAUUUUUUGUAAUACUAAACGUAAAGUUAAUUGGUUAACAGAAAAAAUGCGUGAAGCUAAUUUUACUGUAUCAUCAAUGCAUGGUGAUAUGAAACAAGAAGAACGAGAUGCUAUUAUGAAAGAAUUUCGGGCUGGAGAUACACGUGUACUUAUUACAACUGAUGUUUGGGCACGAGGUAUUGAUGUUCAACAAGUUAGUCUUGUUAUUAAUUAUGAUCUACCUAAUUCACGUGAAUUAUAUAUUCAUCGUAUUGGUCGUUCAGGUCGAUUUGGACGUAAAGGUGUUGCUAUUAGUAAAAAAAAAAAAAAAAAAAAAAAAGUUUUGCGUGAUAUUGAACAAUAUUAUGCAACACAAAUUGAUGAAAUGCCAAUGAAUGUAGCUGAUCUCAUUUAA
This is a messenger RNA of Rotaria sp. Silwood1, 690 nucleotides long. NCBI's taxonomy places the organism in Eukaryota, Metazoa, Rotifera, Eurotatoria, Philodinida, Philodinidae. The record is from the annotation of a GenBank genome assembly.